CCAAGAGCAAGGCAGAAAAGCAGUAGGGUGCAGCUGAAGAAACCUCUCAUACUCAUACCCAACCUAACCACUUUUAUCUUCUGCAAAUCCUUCCCUCAUCGUCGCGCAAUCGCAGGAACCCUCCGUCCCUGAAUCUCCAUGACUAACCAAGCUGAAUCGUCUGAUUCGAAGGGCGGGAAGAAGGACUACUCGACGGCUAUUUUGGAGAGGAAGAAGGCAGCGAAUCGCCUCGUCGUCGAUGAGGCAGUCAACGAUGACAGCUCGGUCGUCUCCCUUCACCCCGACACUAUGGAGAAGCUCCAGCUCUUCCGUGGAGACACUAUUUUGAUAAAGGGGAAGAAACGAAAGGAUACUGUUUGCAUUGCCCUUGCUGAUGAGGCCUGUGAAGAGCCAAAGAUUAGGAUGAAUAAGGUUGUCAGGUCAAACUUGAGGGUUCGGCUUGGAGAUGUUGUAUCUGUGCACCAGUGUCCUGAUGUCAAAUAUGGAAAGCGUGUCCACAUAUUGCCCUUGGACGAUACUAUUGAAGGCCUUACUGGAGAUCUUUUUGAUGCAUACCUGAAACGUAUGGCCUUAAUGGAUGUUUAUUGUUCAAACGGUAUAACACUUAAACUAUUUGCCUGUCUUAUACUCAUCGAUUAUUUUUCUGCAGCUUACUUUAUGGAAGCAUAUCGUCCCGUGAGGAAAGGAAACCAUUUUCUUGUGAGAGGUGGGAUGAGGAGCGUGGAAUUUAAAGUGGUCGAGACUGAUCCAGGGGAGUAUUGUGUUGUUGCUCCUGAUACAGAGAUCUUUUGUGAAGGAGAGCCUGUGAGGAGAGAGGAUGAAGAUAAGCUGGAUGAGGUUGGCUAUGAUGAUGUCGGUGGUGUUAGGAAGCAGAUGGCACAGAUCCGUGAGUUGGUGGAAUUGCCUCUGAGGCAUCCUCAGCUUUUCAAAUCUAUUGGUGUGAAACCACCGAAAGGAAUCUUACUUUAUGGACCUCCUGGUUCUGGAAAGACCUUGAUUGCCAGAGCAGUCGCUAAUGAAACUGGUGCUUUCUUCUUUUUGAUAAAUGGGCCAGAAAUUAUGUCCAAAUUGGCUGGAGAGAGUGAAAGCAACUUAAGAAAGGCAUUUGAAGAGGCUGAGAAGAAUGCUCCAUCUAUUAUUUUUAUUGAUGAAAUUGAUUCAAUUGCACCAAAGAGAGAGAAGACACAUGGUGAAGUUGAAAGGAGGAUUGUUUCUCAGCUAUUAACUCUCAUGGAUGGGUUGAAGUCUCGUUCGCAUGUCAUUGUUAUGGGGGCAACUAAUCGCCCGAACAGCAUUGAUCCAGCCCUUAGAAGGUUUGGUAGGUUUGACAGGGAAAUAGAUAUUGGUGUUCCUGAUGAAGUUGGACGCCUUGAAGUUCUUCGGAUUCAUACCAAGAACAUGAAACUUUCUGAUGAUGUUGAUUUAGAGAGAAUAGCGAAAGACACCCAUGGUUAUGUUGGUGCUGACCUUGCUGCUCUCUGUACUGAAGCUGCACUGCAGUGUAUCAGAGAGAAAAUGGAUGUGAUUGACUUGGAAGAUGAUACGAUUGAUGCAGAGAUACUGAACUCAAUGGCUGUUACAAACGAGCACUUCCACACUGCUCUUGGAACAAGCAAUCCCUCCGCGCUACGAGAAACUGUUGUUGAAGUGCCCAAUGUCUCCUGGGAGGAUAUUGGCGGACUUGAAAAUGUCAAGAGGGAACUUCAGGAGACUGUUCAAUAUCCAGUGGAGCAUCCAGAGAAGUUCGAGAAAUUUGGUAUGUCACCUUCAAAGGGUGUUCUGUUCUAUGGUCCUCCUGGAUGUGGCAAAACUCUACUGGCGAAGGCAAUUGCAAAUGAGUGCCAAGCCAAUUUCAUCAGUGUUAAAGGACCUGAAUUGCUCACCAUGUGGUUUGGAGAGAGCGAAGCUAAUGUCCGUGAAAUAUUCGACAAGGCUAGACAAUCUGCUCCGUGCGUCCUCUUCUUCGAUGAGCUUGAUUCCAUUGCUACACAGAGAGGCAGCAGUGUAGGAGAUGCUGGUGGUGCUGCCGACCGAGUUCUCAAUCAGCUUCUCACUGAAAUGGAUGGCAUGAAUGCCAAGAAGACUGUUUUUAUAAUUGGGGCUACUAACAGACCUGAUAUAAUCGAUCCUGCACUUUUACGUCCCGGUCGUCUUGAUCAGUUAAUCUAUAUUCCUCUGCCAGAUGAGGAUUCACGCCAUCAGAUCUUCAAAGCUUGUAUGCGUAAAUCACCACUAUCCAAAGAUGUUGAUCUCCGAGCUCUUGCUAAGUAUACUCAAGGAUUUAGUGGAGCUGAUAUCACAGAGAUAUGCCAGAGGGCUUGCAAAUACGCCAUACGAGAGAACAUUGAAAAGGACAUAGAAAGAGAAAAAAGAAGAGAGCAGAAUCCUGACUCCAUGGAAGAAGACCUUGAUGAUGAAGUUGCAGAAAUCAAACCUGCACAUUUCGAGGAGUCCAUGAAAUACGCCCGUAGAAGCGUGAGCGAUGCAGAUAUACGCAAGUACCAGGCAUUUGCUCAGACUCUUCAGCAGUCCCGCGGAUUCGGAACUGAAUUCCGUUUCCCGGAAUCAACGUCAGCUGGAGGAGCAUCUGGGUCCGACCCAUUUGCUGCCCCGGCUGGUGGAGCAGAUGAUGACGACUUAUACAGUUAAACGAUGAAGACUCCUUUGUUCUACCCUCCCCACCCCACCCCACCCCACCCCCCUAACUUUUACGAGAACUUUCGAUACUUUUGACUUGCAGAAUUUGUCGUUGGUUUGGCUCAACUUAACUUUCACCGUAUUAUGACAGGUGCCCUGUCGUACUGAUACUUUUUAUCGUAUUUCUAGCACUGUUUUAACAAAUGUUUUUUUUUUUUUU
Andrographis paniculata is the source of this 2857-nucleotide messenger RNA. RefSeq names its product cell division cycle protein 48 homolog. NCBI's taxonomy places the organism in Eukaryota, Viridiplantae, Streptophyta, Magnoliopsida, Lamiales, Acanthaceae. The coding region runs from base 139 to 2649 and encodes 836 amino acids. Gene Ontology annotation, cellular component: cytosol; nucleus; VCP-NPL4-UFD1 AAA ATPase complex. The transcript has 8 exons. Gene Ontology annotation, molecular function: polyubiquitin modification-dependent protein binding; ATP binding; ATP hydrolysis activity. The record is from RefSeq and is a predicted model, not a curated record. Gene Ontology annotation, biological process: autophagosome maturation; mitotic spindle disassembly; retrograde protein transport, ER to cytosol.